AUGAGAUUGUCCAGUGUGUCGUUGGCUUUUGGUCAUGCUGCAUUGGCAUUAUUUAUAGAUACUUCGGAAUAUUCACCUUAUCCACCAUCAAUCGAACAACAGCAACAGGAACAGCAACGGCAACGGGAACAACUAAUUUUUCAAAAUUCUACAACAUCACAGCAGCAGCAACAGCAGCAACAGCAACAGCAACAGCAAUUUCCAUAUACUUGCCAGUAUUCGAAUCUUUACGGCAGGCAAGUCAUUGAUUGUUUGAAGCAAGUUGAAGCUCUGAUCAUUGGUGAAGAUGCAGCAUGUACCAGAGACGGUGUGUCAAUUACAAGACUAGUACCACUGAAUACUACCACUACUGCUAUUACUACUAAAGACCUUGAUUGCCAGUGUUUGUUCAUGACUCAUGUUGAAAAAGAUUGCUUAGACGCAUUAUUAAACGAUAAGGAGUUAUGGAAUUUGGAAAAGUUGAACCAUCCUGAGUGCCAUUUCACUUGA
Lodderomyces parapsilosis is the source of this 489-nucleotide messenger RNA. RefSeq lists its product as uncharacterized. The record is from RefSeq and is a predicted model, not a curated record. The transcript has a single exon. The coding region runs from base 1 to 489 and encodes 162 amino acids. NCBI's taxonomy places the organism in Eukaryota, Fungi, Ascomycota, Pichiomycetes, Serinales, Debaryomycetaceae.